AUGUCUGUUCCAAGUGCUCCAGAGGCUCCGGCCUCCGCUUCUGGGGGUACGCCGGGCAUCAACCCCGCGGUUCGCAACGCUGUUCGUCUGUGUCUCAGCGCGAAAGAAUAUCGAGCUCUCUAUUACAUCGCCGGUAAACGUGCACCGGCAUUGCAGAGCAAACUGUCUUCAGCUCUGUGCGAUGAUUCGGCCACUUCUUCAAGGAGUCGUCAUAACCUGGGCGCGCUCCGCGCCUCCAUGCGUGUAUUCGUUGGCACAGGCCUCGCGUUGAAGCUCUUCGAAUUGGUCAUGAGCCGUGUAAAGGGUGAAGCAGCAAAGACGAAAACCCGCACUCCUCUGCUCCGCUCUCCUAACUUCCGUCUUUCCAUCUCCCUCUCGCUCCUCCUCCUUCUCCAUCGUCUCAUAUAUCGCUUCCUCGCUAGGUUACGAUCAAAUCUCCGUAGCGAUGAUGCUCGUCCCUUCCGCGAGCGAAACCCGCAUAUUUCGCGUGCGUUGACGUCGCGUUAUGCGCCCGCUGUCGGUGCCAGUUUGGCUGGUUUCGCACUCGGCGGUUGUCCACAAGACCAGCUACGCCUGACGGCUGCUAUUUGGACAUCGACCAAAUCCCUUGAAUACCUUUACGAUGCCCUUGAUAUUAAUGGGCUGUUGGGCAAAUGCCCAUGGUGGUUCGGCAGCUGGCUGCUGAUGCCAGUCUCGUGUGCACAGCUUUUCCAUGCCUUUGUUUUUGAUCGCGAGACUACCCCCAAGUGGUUUGAGGUGGUCGUUCGCCGAUUGUCUAUGGGAUACAUCCAGGACCGCCCGGCGUCGCUCUCUGCCGAUGUUGCCUGGCCGGAGAAGGAGCAGAUUGUGGACUCACUCUCAUCCAUUGCGGACCUACGCUGGCCGUCGUUCGUUUCUCCUAUUCUCCACCCCAAUGAUCCCAACACCUUGCCAGCAGCGGUCAAGGCUAUCUCCCCGAUUACUGGACCUGCGCAUCCCUCGAUCGCAAAUCUCGCCUGCGCAUUACUACACCCAAGUCUGCCUGGAUGCAGCACCGCAUUCUUGCAUCAAAUUUUGCUUUCGGUGCCCCGUGUUGCCCGUUUAAUUGGCGGUGUGGUUUUGGUUUACGGCCUUAUUGGCUUCAAGCGCAUCAAGGCCCAGCCUUUGGCUGCUAUUAGUGGCAUGUUAAAGAAGGUUCUGGUGAUGACGACCAUUCUCUCCACUAGUCUUGCCUCGCUCUGGGGCAGUGUCUGCUUGCUCAACAACAGACUUCCAGGCUCAACACUCCCCACCAAGCGCUUCUUCCUUAGUGGUGCUAUGGGAUCCCUGCCAUUCUUACUCCUGAGUAGCAACCGUGGACUUUUCACAUACUUCUUCCGUGCUGCCGUGGACUCGGCCUGGAAGACUGGUGUUAAGCGCAAGCUUUGGAAGGGAACACGCCGUUACGAGCUGACAGUAUUUGUGCUGUCAUGGGCCCUUAUGGGCUCAAUCCUGGACAGCACUCCUGACGCUGUUCAAGGUGGCGGUGUGCGUAAGGCGUUGAGCUGGUUGCGCGGUGACGGAUUUGCCGAUCCCGUUGAGGCUGAGAAGCGGAAGGCCGAGCGGGCAUCUAAGAAGGUGGAAUAA
Messenger RNA from Penicillium malachiteum, 1605 nucleotides. RefSeq lists its product as uncharacterized. The transcript is spliced from 4 exons. Lineage: Eukaryota; Fungi; Ascomycota; Eurotiomycetes; Eurotiales; Aspergillaceae. The record is from RefSeq and is a predicted model, not a curated record. The coding region runs from base 1 to 1605 and encodes 534 amino acids.